Messenger RNA from Sorex fumeus (smoky shrew), 3395 nucleotides. It is a transcript of the gene KIF3A, whose product is annotated as kinesin family member 3A. The coding region runs from base 159 to 2330 and encodes 723 amino acids. Gene Ontology annotation, biological process: microtubule-based movement. The record is from RefSeq and is a predicted model, not a curated record. Gene Ontology annotation, molecular function: microtubule binding; ATP binding; microtubule motor activity. Lineage: Eukaryota; Metazoa; Chordata; Mammalia; Eulipotyphla; Soricidae. The transcript has 18 exons.
AGGCGCCUGCGCACCGCGCGCUCUCGCCCGAGGAACCGCAGUGUUGAGAGCGCCCAGGCGGGGUGUGGGUGCCUCUCGGGCCAGGCUCUCCCGCCACCCCGGCGUCGUUGGACUGCACCCAGGGCGGGGACGUGCGCCGGGCACGGGAGGGAGCCAAGAUGCCGAUCAAUAAAUCAGAGAAGCCAGAAAGCUGUGAUAAUGUGAAGGUGGUUGUUAGAUGCCGGCCCCUGAAUGAGAGAGAGAAAUCAAUGUGCUACAGACAGGCUGUCAGUGUGGAUGAAAUGAGGGGAACUAUCACUGUCCAUAAGACUGACUCUUCCAACGAACCUCCAAAGACAUUUACUUUUGAUACUGUUUUUGGACCGGAGAGUAAACAACUUGAUGUUUAUAACUUAACUGCAAGACCCAUUAUUGAUUCUGUUCUUGAAGGCUACAAUGGGACUAUUUUUGCAUAUGGACAAACUGGAACAGGCAAAACUUUCACAAUGGAAGGUGUUCGAGCUGUUCCUGAACUUAGAGGAAUCAUUCCAAAUUCAUUUGCUCAUAUAUUUGGUCACAUUGCAAAAGCAGAGGGUGAUACAAGAUUUUUGGUUAGAGUGUCUUAUUUGGAAAUAUAUAAUGAAGAAGUUCGUGAUCUUUUGGGCAAGGAUCAGACACAGAGAUUGGAGGUUAAAGAAAGACCUGAUGUAGGAGUUUAUAUCAAAGAUUUAUCAGCUUACGUGGUAAAUAAUGCUGAUGAUAUGGAUAGAAUUAUGACACUAGGCCACAAAAAUCGUUCUGUUGGUGCAACUAAUAUGAAUGAACAUAGUUCUCGCUCCCAUGCCAUCUUUACGAUUACUAUAGAAUGCAGUGAGAAAGGUGUUGAUGGUAACAUGCAUGUCAGGAUGGGGAAGCUCCAUCUUGUAGAUCUUGCUGGUUCAGAAAGACAAGCAAAAACUGGAGCUACUGGACAGCGCCUAAAAGAAGCUACAAAAAUCAAUCUUUCACUUUCUACCCUUGGUAAUGUAAUUUCUGCCUUGGUUGAUGGAAAAAGCACUCAUGUGCCUUAUCGUAAUUCUAAAUUGACCCGUCUUCUUCAGGAUUCCUUAGGAGGAAAUUCAAAAACCAUGAUGUGUGCCAAUAUUGGGCCAGCAGACUACAAUUAUGAUGAAACUAUCAGUACAUUACGGUACGCCAACCGUGCUAAGAAUAUUAAAAAUAAAGCUAGAAUUAAUGAAGAUCCGAAGGACGCUUUGCUUCGUCAGUUUCAGAAAGAAAUAGAAGAACUGAAAAAAAAACUUGAGGAAGGGGAAGAAAUAUCAGGCUCUGAUAUCAGUGGUUCAGAGGAAGAUGAUGAGGAAGAAGGUGAGGUUGGAGAAGAUGGCGAGAAAAGGAAAAAAAGACGGGGCAGUAGCAGCAGCAGUAGUUCAGACUCUACAUGUUCUGUCAUAGAGAAACCUCUGGAUAAGUUCUUGCCUAGUAAAAAGAAAGUUUCCCCAGAUAAGAUGGUUGAAAUGCAAGCAAAAAUCGAUGAGGAGAGAAAAGCACUUGAAACAAAGCUUGAUAUGGAAGAAGAAGAAAGGAAUAAGGCUAGAGCUGAAUUAGAGAAACGGGAAAAAGAUCUUCUUAAGGCCCAACAAGAACAUCAGACUUUGCUAGAGAAGUUAUCUGCAUUGGAGAAGAAGGUGAUUGUUGGUGGUGUAGAUUUACUGGCAAAAGCUGAGGAACAAGAAAAACUUCUGGAAGAAUCUAAUAUGGAACUGGAAGAAAGGAGGAAAAGAGCAGAGCAGCUUCGCAAAGAACUUGAAGAAAAAGAGCAAGAACGCUUGGAUAUUGAAGAAAAAUAUACCAGUUUGCAAGAGGAAGCACAAGGAAAGACCAAGAAAUUAAAGAAAGUUUGGACUAUGCUGAUGGCUGCAAAAUCAGAGAUGGCUGAUCUUCAGCAAGAACAUCAGAGAGAAAUUGAAGGGUUAUUGGAAAAUAUCCGACAACUUAGUCGGGAACUUCGACUUCAGAUGCUUAUUAUUGAUAACUUUAUACCCCAGGACUAUCAGGAAAUGAUUGAAAACUAUGUCCAUUGGAAUGAAGACAUAGGAGAAUGGCAGCUAAAAUGUGUUGCCUAUACAGGAAAUAAUAUGCGGAAACAAACUCCAGUUUCUGAUAAAAAAGAGAAAGAUCCCUUUGAAGUGGACCUUUCUCAUGUAUAUCUCGCCUAUACUGAAGAGAGUCUGCGACAGUCUUUGAUGAAAUUGGAACGGCCACGGACUUCAAAGGGGAAGGCAAGGCCCAAGACAGGGAGAAGAAAGCGUUCUGCAAAGCCUGAAACUGUAAUUGACUCUUUACUCCAGUAAAUGUUACAGACUUAAAGUUACAAUAAAAAUGAGUGAUAUUCUCAUGCCUGGACAAAAAUCUUUCAUUAAAACACUGAUGACUUUUGUGUAAUUUCAAGUAAUGGAAACUGUAAAUCAUGGAAUAAUACUGGAAAUGAUAAUUCGCCUAAUAACUUUUAGUCUAUAUAAAGUUAACCUGACAUAUUAAAUUGGUACAACUGAUACUCAUUCAAAUUAUUAUAUUACUCUUCUGCUUAUACUGUGCAGGGAAGUUGCAGGAGCAGCUCAUACUAUAGAGUUGCAGUUGAAAUGUAUACAUAAAUCUGUUACUAGUUUACCCAACUACUGUAUAUUCAGAUAACUGGAAUUUCAAAAUAGAAAAAAAGGUGGAUUUUUUGCACGCAACGUAGCAUAUCUAAUUGUCUUUUGUUGUACUGUUAAAUAUGAAUGUAUGAACUGCAUAUUUGAGAAUAAUUCAACCCUAACAACCCACCUGGUCUGUUUAAAUAAGUUAAAUUUUUAACAUUCAUUGUAAUUGAAGUAUGAGAUGUCUGAUCUUAUUAAUCUACUGUAGGAAAUUUUAUGGUCAGUUUUGGGAUGUAUUCAUGUUUGAAAAACAGUUUAAGACUAUGUUUCAUCUGGACCUCUCGACCUUUUUUCCACUUUGAGUUCAAGACAAGUAUAUAUUUUUUAUUCUGGUUUCAUGUUCCUUUGAGACAGUGAAUUGUUCCUAAAUAUAAAGGCGCUAUAGUUACAGAAAAUUGUCACUGAUAUCUGCAUGUAUUUGUAUUGUUUUUUCAAACUCACUUUGAGAUGUGACAAGUAAAUGCUUUCUUGUGUUUGAAUUCUAAAUUUUGAUGGAAAUUGCUCUGUAUCCAAUAGGGAGUGAUUUCCAUUAUCCAAAAAGUGAAACGAAGCAAGAAAAAUAGCUUUUAAUCACUUGUCUUUAAAACACUUUGGUUUUUAUUUUAUUUAUAAAAAGACUUCUACCUAAAUUUCUUGUGUUACAAAUUGUUGGGUCAUAUUACUCAAAAAAUAAAAAUUAGGGCCAGAGAGGUAGCACAGUGGGUAGGGCCCUUGCCUUGC